Messenger RNA from Perca flavescens (yellow perch), 671 nucleotides. Its product is annotated as son of sevenless homolog 1-like. The record is from RefSeq and is a predicted model, not a curated record. The transcript is spliced from 5 exons. The annotation marks the transcript as partial. NCBI's taxonomy places the organism in Eukaryota, Metazoa, Chordata, Actinopteri, Perciformes, Percidae. Gene Ontology annotation, molecular function: guanyl-nucleotide exchange factor activity.
CAGGAUCGUAGAUAUCCAUGAGGUGACGGUGAAGCUGUUGGGUUAGCUGUCUGUCUGUAACCUGUCUGUGUGUAACCUGUCUGUCUGUAACCUGUCUGUCUGUCAGGAUGUGGACAGUAUCUUCAGCAGGAUCGUAGAUAUCCAUGAGGUGACGGUGAAGCUGUUGGGUCUGAUCGAGGACACGGUGGAGAUGACGGACGAAGGGAGUCCUCAUCCUCUGGUGGGGAGCUGCUUCGAGGACCUGGCAGAGGAGUUGGCCUUUGACCCCUAUGAGACGUACGCUCAGGACACCCUCCGCUCUGGUUUCCAUGAACACUUCCUGAGUCAGGUGUCCAAACCGGGAGCUGCCUUCCACCUGCAGUCUAUCUGUGAAGGUUUUAAAGAAGCUGUUCAGUACGUUCUGCCCAGACUGCUGCUCACUCCUGUUUACCACUGUCUGCACCUCUUCGAGAUCCUCAAGCAACUGGAGGAGAAGAGUGAGGAUGAGGAGGACAAAGAGUGUCUGAAACAGGCCAUCACCGCUCUGCUCAACCUGCAGAGCAGCAUAGAGAGGAUCUGCUCCCGCAGCCUGGCCAAGAGGAGGCUCAGGCGCAACCGCUUCCAAAUGCAAGACAAUCACCGCGACUUAGCGUGUGGUAGUAGCGCCUCCCGGUUCCGUAAGAAAUACUCAG